UUUAUUCUGAUGAAGAAAAACUAAACUGAAUAGAGAACAUUCGCCUGGAUCGAGGCAAGAUAUCGAAGUCAUAAAUCCGAAUGAUACCUAGAAAAAGGUUUUAUAUUCGACACACGACCUUCGCACUUUGGCAGCAAAAACACAGAAUAUUAAGUAGAAAAAUUAUUCGCUUUCUACGUACAUACCCCAUCGAGCUGACCGUGUUGCGUCCACGCGUAAAAUACAUUUUACACGAUUAGCUAUACCUCGGAUGAGUGAAGUAGCACCAUUGGUAAGCCACGAAAUAAGAGGCAAUAACUAUGAACAAUUACACCCCCCUCCCCCCGGUUUUCUGCUGAUCAAAAAGGUUUAAUGAAAACUGGGGAAUUGAAAUAAUCAACAUUCCAAUCUUUGUCGGGUCCGAAAAAGAACUUAAAACAAAUUAUUUUUUUAAUCAUUUUUGUAUGUAUCAGCGAAUAAUAUGCUGAAGAGCAGACAGAUUCACUUAAGUUUUUUUAACAACAUACAAAAAAAGCAGAAUAAUGCAAACAAGUUCUGUCUCUGUUUAUCCAAAGUCUAAACGUCUGCUAGAGUUUUGUAAAGGUGUUUUAAUUGGCCUGAAUUAUAUGGCCAUUUUGACGUUUCUAAAUUAGUCUAAAUCCUUAAACUCAAUGCAAUUAAAUCGCCCACAAAUCCCUCCUUUCUUUUAACAAAUUUAUCGUAUGGUGUUUGUUGUGAUCAACUGUGGUGUUGUUCGUAUUGUUUAAGUAGAAACUCCACCUCGAUAUUGUAAUGCUAAGUAACCCAGACCAAUCGGUCAUCACUCAAAGAUAGCUACACGUUGGGGGUCCCAGCAAAAAUAAUAUUUUGCGAACUACAAGAAGGCCGUUCAAAAACAACAAAUGGCCGAGAAAAGUCCGCGAAGGCCGGCGAUUCCGGACUUUUCAGCAGAGAAACUGGAUUAUAAAGAAAGCUUAGCGCGGACGGACAACAAACGAGCAAAUAAUAGACUGAGGUUGCGAAAGGGAUACAUCCGAGGGCAAGAGAAUACGAAUUUAAGUUCAAUGAAUUACGAGAUGCGGAUGUUAAAGCACGAGUUAAGAGGCAUCAAGCAGAACUCGGGUUAUUUUGUAGUGGACGGGGACGGAAAAGGAGCAAGGCGAAGUGAGAGGAGGGAAACAAGGAAACGACAUGUAGUCGCAAAAUCACGGAGUCAAGAGGGCAAUAGUAAACACACGGCCCAGGAAAAUGGGUUACUGAACCUACCCGAUAUAACACUCAGAAAUACAAACCUGGCAGUCAUUAACAAUACUGAGCCACUCUCUGUGGUACCUGACGACAAACAGACUAAAGAUGCCAAGGAAUUAAAAAACAAAUGUCUUAUUCAAAAUAAUGCGAGCAUUGUGAAGACAGCGGAAAGUAAGCAGCGCGCGGCGUCUCCCGUAGGUAUCUCCAUAUCUCCUGCUCAAAGCCUUGACCGAGAGAAUAUUUUCGAGGAAAGUUCACUAAGACCAGAGUCUAGGGAAAUCUCUAAAUCGGAGUCCUGUUUAGUUACGGAUUUAGAGGCUGCGAGGGAUCGUAUACAGAAUCGCCUGGCGGGAAAACACAUGUCUAAAGAUGAUGGUGAUAUAACCCCAUACAUGCAUGUCCCGCCUGAUGGCCUACCGAGGACUGUGUAUUUACUACCGCCUAUGGAAGACUUGUUAGAAGAGGCGAAGAAAGCGCGGUACGUCAGGAAACUUAGGAGACGGUGCAAGGAGUUGGGAGAGGAUGACCCGGAGCGCGAACUCGAUAUUCAUGAAAUUUUUAGCAAAGAUAAGAGUUGAGUUUGUUAAAACGGUCUUUCUGGAAAAGCACAAUUGAUAUUUUUUUUACUAUCAGGAGUAAAUUUCAGCUUUAAGUUAAUUAGUUUAUCGGUUUUACAAAACGAAAAUAAUAAAUUCAUGGAUGCA
This is a messenger RNA of Nematostella vectensis (starlet sea anemone), 1931 nucleotides long. RefSeq lists its product as uncharacterized. The transcript has a single exon. Bases 882 to 1805 code for a protein of 307 amino acids. Lineage: Eukaryota; Metazoa; Cnidaria; Anthozoa; Actiniaria; Edwardsiidae. The record is from RefSeq and is a predicted model, not a curated record.